This is a messenger RNA of Somion occarium, 1292 nucleotides long. Lineage: Eukaryota; Fungi; Basidiomycota; Agaricomycetes; Polyporales; Cerrenaceae. The record is from the annotation of a GenBank genome assembly.
AGUACAACUAGAAAUUCGUCCACCACAAAUCGAGGACAGUGCAACUGGGAAGCUGCCAACAGCCCUUUAAAUACUCACAUGGACGCGUACACGAUGUGUGCCCUCUCCUCCUGCCUUCAACAUGAGCUUGAAAGUGCAAGUAUUACAGGCUGGCUAUACCCUGCUAGACAAGGGAAUGAUACCUGACUUUGUGUUAAGGGCGGUAAUACGUUUAUUGUGUCGUGAAAGAAUUCGCGAGAUCAAUUUGGGCUCUUUUGAGCGAAACUCAGAGGCCAAAAUGCAAUGGAUUGAGGCCGUGCGAGCAAGGACUGCCAUUGCUGAUUUCACGGAAAAGGCGAAUGAACAGCACUACGAGGUUUCGACGAACUUCAUUUUGUCCUGCUUAGGUCAUUAUGGAAAGUAUUCCUGCUGUUACUAUCCAAAGGGUGACGAGACUCUUGACGAAGCAGAGAUACUCAUGAUGGAGAACUAUUGCGUCAGGGCAAAGCUCGCUGAUGGCCAGCGCAUAUUAGACUUGGGAUGUGGAUGGGGAAGCCUGACUCUUUAUCUGGCUGAGAAAUACCCGAAAGCUCAUAUUACGAGUUUGUCCAACUCAGCAACCCAGAAAGCCCACAUCGAGCGCAUCGCCAAAGCGUGUGGUCUGAACAACAUACAGGUUAUUACUGCCGACGUAAACAGUUUCGACUUCGAUGAGCCCGUGCAAUUUGACCGCAUUUUGUCAAUCGAAAUGUUUGAGCACAUGAAAAAUUACAAGCUCCUCUUGGCCAAGGUUUCGUCCUGGCUUCGCCCUAGUUCUGAUUUGGCCCCAGACGACGCCUUGUUGUUCAUUCAUAUUUUCUGCCAUCGCACUACGCCCUAUCAUUUUGAGGAGGGCGAUGGGUGGAUGGCAAAGACUUUCUUCUCUGGCGGAACGAUGCUUUCUCACGAUCUUCUUUUAUAUUUCCAAGAUGACCUGAAUCUCGUUCGGAGUUGGUAUCUCAACGGGCAGCACUACGCGCGUACAUCCGAGCACUGGCUGCAAAGACAGGAUCAAAAUGCUGCUCAAGGUCUUACCGAGUUGGAGAAUGAUGCAGAAGCCAAAGGGCUGAGUCGUGAGGAAGGCCGAAAGGCGUUCUAUAGGUUUCGGGUGUUCUAUUUGGCUUGUGCCGAGUUCUUCGGGUUGAACGGAGGCGAAGAAUGGGGUGUCGGGCACUACUUGUUCAAGCGUAAAGACGCGAUGUGAACAGUUGCAACAUAGAGGAUUACAGGGAUAGUAAGCAAUGAUAUAAAAUACAUAGGUUGCUCUUCCAGUC